AUGUCUGAACCAAACAAUCCCUUCGCGGGACUUUUGGGGGACUCUGAAGUAACAACCCCAGUUGAUACAAUCGCUGGUGAUGAAAACAUAAACACUCAAAACCUUGAAGAAAAAGUAACAGAAGAUGAAGAUAUGGAAGCAAUAAAUAACAUUGUGGAGAAUGUAUUCCACUUCACAAUUAAUCCUAACGCUUUAAUGGGAGUUCGGCAGUUAGUUUUUUUGGAGGAUCUUGCUGAAGCAACCAAGCCGCGAAUUUAUAUAGAUUUAGAAGCAUUAGAGCAAGGCUUAUUUGAAAGAUUACUUCUUACUGAUGUAGAAUCUAGUGUAGUACCUAAAUCUUGUAAGGUUUUUAAGGAACAUGUGGUGCAAAAACAAGUUUUUCCCUACUUAUUUAGUUCACUGCAAAACAUGCAAGGUUACGAACUAUCAAAAACUCCCAGUGUGAUGGAUGCUCUUCAAAAAAUGAAGGAGCUUAUAUUUAGAAAUGCGGUGACUGCUUUAAAACAGCCUGCUUUAUUUGAAGGACAAGUAUUUUCAAUGCAGCUUACUGAAUUAUUACAGCACGUAGACCCACAGAGUCAUAACUUCUUUUUGGACAUAGUGAAAUCAUUUAUGUCUGAUGGUGACGAAGGAAGCCAUGAACAGUUGAAAGAGAUAAUGCUGUCUGUGUUGAAAAUAAUUUAUACAGAUAUAGAAAAAUCUAAUAUAAUUAACUUGCCUAUUUAUAUUCUUAAGUCUGUACACUUAUUUGCAAGCAAUCCACAUUUAGCACCAAUUUUACUAGAGAGCUGUGAAGUAAAACCUAAUGAAAAGAAUGGAAGACUGUACCAAAGUAAUGUAAUAGGGGGCUUACUGGCCCUUUCAGUGAUGCCCAAGUCUAAUUCAUCAUUACCUGAGUUUUUUGACAAUCCCAUUGAUCAGACUGCCACUGCACUCAUAGAAUCUUCAUUAAGAAAUGCAAUAUCCCACCUCACUAAUAAUAUGCACAAAAUAUUCCUCACACUCUUGAAAGCUGGCCCUCAGAUAAAAAGUCAAUUACUAACAUGGAUUGGAAGGUGUUUAAAGUCAAAUGCUGUGAGAGGAAAACUUUGGAAUAUACAGGUGGCUGACAUGACGGCAACUUCAUCUUGUGUAUCAGAUGGGUUUAUGUUGAACUUAGGGGCAGUACUGCUACAGUUGUGUCAACCGUUCUGCACAUCAGCAGAUGAUCCCAAGGCAUUGAAAAUCGACCCCACCUAUUGUGCAGUUCCACCUGAAGAGUGUGAAGCGAAAUCAGUGCACUUAGAUUGUCUAUACAACGAAACCUGCCUUUUGCCACCCCGGACAAAUGAGAAUGAUCAAGCAAUGAAACGAGAUACUGCAGAAACAUUCAAUUUUGUUACGGAAUGCUUUUUUAUGACCCAAAAGUGUAUUGACUUAGGUGUCCGCGUCUGCGCUGACAAGUUAUGGCGGACUGGACAAGAGCUUGGCCAGGCGCAGCGUGCUCUUGCGGACAUGACAUCAGCCGUUCAUCAUCUCCUAGAUCCAAUGAGACAGCGGAAUCAACUAUUAAUGUCUAAGUUCUACAGCCUCCGCUGCGCUCUUCUUGAGAAAGACAUGUUAACAAACCUGAACCGUUUACAAGCGACCACUUGCAAUUGGUUGGUACAAGUGGCAAUUCAGCCCAACUCUGAGCAACCGCUGUCCAGCUACGCGCCCAUGACCGUCACUCCUAUCGUCAUGCCUGUUACUACAAUACCGCCUGAUACACUCAGAUGUGUCCCAGAAUUUGUCCUGGAGAAUAUAGUGGUGUUGAUAACCCUCGCGCGACGAACAGCUGGUGCUAUCGACGAGGAUGCCGACAUAGCUGGACUACUGAGACCCGCGCUCACGCUCGUUCUCACUUUCAUGGGUGAUUCCUCAAGGACAUACAACCCGCAUCUCAGGGCACGACUAGCUGAAUGUCUCGAGGCAAUGUUGCCAAAUCAUCCUGAUGAUCAACAACCUUUGAGCAGUUUAGCUUCAUUCUAUCGCGAACAGUUGUUUAAGGAACACCCACAUAGAUUGCAGCUAGUACCGUGUUUAUUGGACGUGUUCGUUGGCAUUGAGAUGACUGGUCAGAGUGUUCAGUUUGAGCAGAAGUUCAACUAUCGCCGCCCGAUGUACCUUGUGAUGGACUUCUUAUGGGAGAUGGAGGAGCAUAGACAGGCUUUUACACGCUUAGCGAGAGAAGCUGAAGCGAACAUGGAAGCAGUCCACCCACCGAUAUUCUUGCGAUUCGUGAACCUCCUGAUGAACGACGGCAUUUUCUUACUAGACGAAGCUCUCGGCAAUAUGGCACAGAUACGCACCCUGCAAACUGCACAUGAGUCAGGCGCGUGGGCGAACCUGCCGAGCCAGGAGCGCGCGCAGAACCUGUCGAACCUGUCGCACAUCGGCAUGCUGGCGCGCUUCGACAACAUCCUGGGCCGCGACACCAUCCGCACGCUGGUGCGGCUCACGGCGCACGCGCCCUACGUAUUCUGCCACCCCACGCUCGUCGAGAGGAUCGCCUCCAUGCUCAACUACUUCUUGCUGCAUUUGGUCGGUCCUAAUAAGAAGAACUUUAAGGUAAAAGACAUGAAAGAAUACGAGUUCAAUCCUGCUACUACUGUACUAGACAUAUGUCGUAUGUAUGUUGAGCUUGGGUCUAACGAACGAUUCUGCGCCGCUGUAUCAGAUGACGGACGGUCGUACUCACCACAACUGUUCACUUUAGCGGAGGCCGUGCUCGUACGCAUCGGAGGCGGUGGGUUGAUAGGUUCACUCCAGGAGGUGGCCAGCCGUGUUGAAAUUCUAGCAGUACAACGACAACGAGACGAGGAGAUUCUCGCCAAUGCCCCUGAGGAGUUCCUCGACCCCAUCAUGAGCACCCUCAUGAUGGAUCCAGUGACACUACCUAGCUCCCGAACUACUGUAGACAGGACUACUAUUGCUCGCCAUCUUCUAAGCGAUCAAUCGGACCCAUUCAAUCGAUCACCGUUGUCUAUGGACCAAGUAAAAUCUAACACAGAACUCAAAGAACGGAUUUAUGCCUGGAUCGCCGAAACAAAACGGAAUAUUGCUCAAGAAAAUAGUUCAAGUACAUGA
Arctia plantaginis is the source of this 3108-nucleotide messenger RNA. The record is from the annotation of a GenBank genome assembly. NCBI's taxonomy places the organism in Eukaryota, Metazoa, Arthropoda, Insecta, Lepidoptera, Erebidae.